CAAUAAUAAUUCAGAAAUGCUCCGUAUGUUUUUGUUGUAGACUGGGAGGCUAUUCGCAGCACCUAGGUGUUCGUCGAGCUAACUGAGAAGAACAAUGGAUCGGCGCAGCCAAGUGGCGCCUCACCUCGAGCCAUGGCGGAGCCUCGGCCACAAGGUUGUGCUGGUCACCGGAGCCUCGUCGGGGUUGGGACGAGAGUUCUGCCUCGAUUUGGCCAUAGCCGGCUGCAGAAUCGUCGCCGCGGCGCGCCGAAUCCAUCUGCUUGAAUCUCUCUGCCACGAGAUAAACCGGACCGGGUCCGUGGAGCCGAACUCCGGCCUGCCGACACGAGCGGUUGCGGUGGAGCUGGACGUGAGCGCGACUGGGACUGCCAUUGACGCGGCUGUGCAGAGGGCUUGGGAUGCGUUUGGCCGGAUCGAUGUCUUGAUUAACAACGCCGGCAUUAGAGGAAGGGUACACAGUACAUUGGAUGCAACCGAGGAGGAAUGGGAUAACCUCAUUAGAACAAACUUAACAGGCACAUGGCUUGUGACAAAAUCUGUGUGCCUGCGCAUGUGCAAUGCAAAACAAGGAGGGUCUGUCAUCAAUAUCUCUUCAACUGCUGGUCUUAACCGCACACUAUUACCCGGGAAUCUUGCUUAUGGUUGUUCAAAGGCGGCUGUCAACACGAUGACGCAGGUGAUGGCACUUGAACUGGGAAAGCACCAGAUAAGAGUAAACUCAAUAUCUCCUGGAAUUUUCAAGUCUGAGAUAACGGAGAAGCUCCUGGAAAGAGAUUGGCUUAAGAAUGUUGUUUUGAGGACUGUACCUCUGAGAACAUUUGGCACAUCAGACCCAGCUCUAACAUCACUGGUACGAUACCUAAUUCACGACUCGUCUCAAUAUGUAACGGGCAACUGUUAUAUCGUUGCUGCUGGAGCUACCUUGCCUGGAGUCCCCAUUUUCUCCUCUCUUUGAAACAAACAUGCCAAUUUGUUGGACAUUGUAAAUAAUGAAUGCUCUCUUAAAAAAGACUGGAAUCUUUGUAUAUCUACAAUUGGCUUUUUGUGUUGUACAUUAUUUUCCAAGGCAAACUUAAUUGUAGAAGUUUUUGCAUUAUAAGAUUACAAUGGCAUGAUCACCGAAUGGGAGUUUUUUUUUUCAAUCUUAUCAUUCCCCGCUAGCGUUUGCUUUGU
Messenger RNA from Cuscuta campestris, 1173 nucleotides. The record is from the annotation of a GenBank genome assembly. NCBI's taxonomy places the organism in Eukaryota, Viridiplantae, Streptophyta, Magnoliopsida, Solanales, Convolvulaceae.